UCUCUCUCUCUCCCUACCCUUUCUCUGAAUAAUCUAGUUAAUUGUGUUCGAUGAUAGUCAGAAGUGAUUUUCAAGAUUCUGUUUCAGAUUAAAGGAAAGAAGAAUCUUUGAAGAAGUUGGGAAUCGAAAAAAAAAUCUCCGAAAUUCAAAAACCGAGUGAUGCACUUGAAAAAUGGGAUCUUUGGCGCUCGAAAAAGAGAUUAUAGGCUCACUCGAUUACAUAUCAUUAGGGCUUAAGGACCCCAUCAAGGACUAUAUUGGAAAGCCCCGAGUUUUAUCACUCGUUUCGACAUUUCUAGAAAGAUCUAUUCAAACAUGUGAAAGGAAUCUAGAAACUUCACUAGCGAAAGAUGAUGACGUCAGCAGCAGCAUAUUCUACGGUUUAAGAGCACCUUCUCUUACCAUUCAACAAUACAUAGAUCGGAUAUUUAAAUACUCGUGCUGCAGCCCUUCAUGCUUUAUUAUUGCACAUAUAUAUGUCGAUAGAUUUAUUCAACGGACGAAUUUACGCUUGACUUCGCUCAACGUACACCGACUUCUUAUUACCAGUGUUAUGGUGGCAGCAAAGUUCAUGGAUGAUGCAUUCUUCGACAAUGCAUUUUACGCUAGAGUGGGAGGAGUGAGCACGACAGAAUUGAACAAGUUAGAGAUCAAGUUUUUAUUCGGCGUGGAUUUCCGACUACAUGUUAAUGUACAGACAUUUAGGAAGUAUUGUUCCUUGUUGAAAAAGCAAGCAAACGACGGAAUUAUCGAGCGCCCUCUUAUACAUUCAUAUUCAAUCGAAGAGAGCUGCACUAAAAACGAUGACUCCGUUUUGUCCUCAUUCCGUUUCAGAUGAUGAAAAGAUUCUUUGCAAGACAAUAUCGAGAAAUAUUACAUAUUAUGAUCACUCAAUCGAUCUUUCUCUUUCUCUCUCUCUCUCGUGUUGUAUAACUACAUAGGUUUUUCAUUGUUGUAUCGAUAGUCAUUCAAUAGUUGUCUUUUUUUUACGGCGUCUGUUUUGUAUGGAUGGUUAGUUCUCAGGCUCGUUGUGUAUUGAUGACUGUCGAUAGAAGUAGAACGUGGAUCCGUUUAUUCGCGUAUUCUUUCAUUGACAUUUUCUAAGAUUUCGUCGUUGUAUUAGACUUCUGUGUUAAAGUGGAUGAAUUCUUUUUCAGUU
Molecule: messenger RNA, 1159 nt
Organism: Erythranthe guttata (spotted monkey flower)
Lineage: Eukaryota; Viridiplantae; Streptophyta; Magnoliopsida; Lamiales; Phrymaceae
Source: RefSeq, a predicted model, not a curated record